This is a messenger RNA of Clarias gariepinus (North African catfish), 2428 nucleotides long. RefSeq names its product midasin-like. The record is from RefSeq and is a predicted model, not a curated record. Bases 22 to 1632 code for a protein of 536 amino acids. Lineage: Eukaryota; Metazoa; Chordata; Actinopteri; Siluriformes; Clariidae. The transcript is spliced from 5 exons.
AUUUUAAAUCAUCUGGGAAAGAUGGCUGAACUUGAAGAAAAUGUGAAAACAACAGAAGUUACAGAGAAUGAACCUGAUUCUCACACAACUGCCUAUGAAGAAGAAAAACUUGACAUAAAAAGGAAUCUAACAGAGGAAGAUCAGAGAAAUAGCCAAGAUGGACAAAUGAGGCUUACUGUAGAGGAACUGAACCAGGAUCAAGCUGAGUUACAGAAAGAAAACACAUUAGAGCAAGAUCUGACAGAAAAUGGUGUAAAAGAAGAAGAGAUUACAAUAGAUAUGGUCGAAAAGAAUGGAAGUCAAAGUGAGAAGGACGAGAAACCAGAUGAAAAUAAUAUAAAAAAGGAUGAGAUGAUAAAAAGAGAAUUUGAAAAGAAGAAAAGUCAUGUAGAGGACGGAAACCAAGAUCAAAGUGAAAGUGAAAAACUCAAAGAGUGUUUGGAGCCGUGCAUUAAAAUAAAUGAAAGAGAUGAGAAAGAUGAAGACAAGGUGAAGGAACACCAAGAAAAGAGUCACAAACAAGACAAAGAUACUAAAGGACCUGAAGAAAACAAAAAUGAGCUAACGGGUAAUACUUUAGCAAAAUGUGAAACAAAUAUAAAACUGCUAGAUAAGAAUGCAUGUCAAGGUGAGAAGAAUGAUGAAUCAGAAGUAAAUAAUAUCAAAGAAGAUGGACCAAAUGUGGAAUUUGAAACAAAGAAAAGUCAUGUAGAGGACGGAAACCAAAAUCAAAGUGAAGCUGAAAAACCCAAAGAAUGUUUGGAGCCAUGUCUAUCAAAUGAAGAAAGAGACGAGCGAGGUGAAGACCAGGUGGAGAAACCUAUAGAAAAGAGUCAUGAACAGAACCAAGAUACUAGAGAACCUGAAGGAAAUAAAAAUGACCUAACAGGUAAUAGUUUAGCAGAAGGUGAGACAAACAUAAAACUGCUAGAUAAUAAUGCAGGUCAAGGUGAGAAGAAUGAUGAAUCAGAAGUAAAUAAUAUAAAAGAAGAUGGAACUGAUGUGGAGUUUGAAAAGAAAAAAAGUCAAGAUGAGAAGGAGAAAACCAGAAAACUAAGACAACAAAGCAGUGAAGUAAAGAAGGAUAGUAUUGAGGAUGGAGAAAUUAACACCAUGCCUGAGGAAAAGGAAACACGUCAAAACAGAAAUGACAAUGACCAAGAAGAGAAGUCAACAACACGGUGGAUAAAACUUCCCUCGUGGAGAGUAAGGUACUUCACCUUCCAGACUGGCAACACUCGAGAUUCCCACAAGAAAUUUUUAAAAACACUCCAUAAAAAGAAUUUCAGACUCAAACAAGCAGAUAAAGCAAGGAGUGGCAAAUUCUGCCUUGUUUUCUGCCCUGUGGUUUCCCGAGCAGGAACUGAUAUUGAAGCUGCUCUGCAUCAGCUAAAGGAAAUAUCAGAUACCAAACCAGCAAUUCUAGUGGUUCUCCACCAUACAAUUGAUCAAGAGUGUAUUGUACCAGACAGCAGCAGAGCUGUACAAAGAGAGAACAUGAUCGCAGUUGACUGCGUAUUUCAUGAGGAUCACGGAUUAUAUAAAUGCUCAAAGAACAAGGAAGCAGUGAAAAAAGUUGCUAAAUGGCUAAAAACAAAACCAUGGAGAAAUGUUGUGGUAAAAGUGAGGUAAAGUUCAAUUGUGCACUGCAUUUAAAGCUGCACUGAAGUAUACGUAAUAUACUAUAAGUCAUAAGUUAAUUCAAAUUAAAUUUAAUUAGCUUCAAAAUGUAAAGACCAGUGGUGAAAAAUGUGUUUUAUAUAUUUAUGAAAAAUAUACUUUUUAUAUAUCCGAGAUACAUAAUAAAUGCAUCUUUACAGAAACAAUCAUUAUAUUAACAAACAUACAGAUUUUUAUUAAGUUAAAUUACAUCAUAAUUUAAUAUUAUAUAUAUAUAAUUAAGCUUGUCUUAUUGUUUAAUUAUAAUAUAAACUUGUCUUUGAUUUAAAUACUUUAAUACAGUAAAUGUUUGUGUUUAUAUGCAAACUUCAUAUGCUAUAUAGUUCACACUCCUGUUAUAGAGUGUACAGUAUGCCCUUUAUAAUUCUAAAUGUAUGCUUCUUUAUUAGAAUGCCAAUCAACCUGCAUUGCAUAAUUCAAAUAAAUUACUUGAUUAAACAAACUAUUUAAACUAGUAAUUUAUUGCAGGACAGUUUAAAUAUUAACUAUGAUUGUAAACAUCUGUUAUACUUUAUUUUACAGUUAUACUGUUUAUUGUCUAUCAUUGAUAAAGAAUGUGUAGUACAAAUUUAAACAAAUGUGCUGAUUUAAUAAACAUGGCUUUCUAAUGAAUACUCAUUAAAAAAGAACCACUGAGAAACUUCCACUGAAACCAAUGACUUGACCAAUGGCAUGUUUGAAUUUUUAAGUUUUAAGAAAUAGGCAUAAAAAUGUUUGCUUCCAUUCCAUUAAAUUUACAAUAAAUGAA